ACCCGGUGGCCCCCGGCUAGGCUACCAAUAGAAGGGGGUGGGAGGAGCCCCGGGAGAUGGGGGGCAGGGAGGGGGAUGACGGCGGCGAGCACCCCAACCGGGCGGGGCGGGGCGGGCCCGCAAGUCCCGGCCCGGCUGCGGCGAGAGAGCCGGGCCAGCGCUGCAGAAGGCGGCGGCGGGCUGGCCGGACGGUUGCGCCACGCUGCAGGGCCAGAGAGGCAGUCGCACCGCCUCCCGCCCGGGUACCCCGGCCCGCCCCCUCUCCGGGCCCGCAGCCCGCAGCCGGCAGCCCGCAGCCCGCAGCCCAGCAGCCCAGCAACCUCACAGCCCCGCAGCCCCGCGCCCGCAGCUUCGCCCGCGCCGGGAUGGGGUAGGGGCCGCGCCUCCGAGCCUGGCGAUGGGCCGCCCCCUGGGCACCGAGCAGCCCCCCGAGGCCUGACCAACCGCAAGGACCAGCAGAGGAGCCCCGCUUGGAUUCCAGCGGAUGCCUCCGUGCCUCGCUGGGGUGGACCAUGGCUACGCUGAUGCCCCUCUCCCCGUAUCUCAGCCCCACGGUCCUCCUGCUGGUCAGCUGCGACCUGGGCUUUGUGCGGGCAGGUGAGUACGGGGAGGGCCGGGGGCUGGCCAGAGCGCGUCCCUGGAUGGAACCUGUUAACACACUGGCGCCCGCAGACCGGCCUCCGUCCCCCGUGAAUGUAACAGUCACUCACCUCAGAGCCAACUCGGCCACCGUGUCCUGGGACGUCCCAGAAGGCAACAUCGUCAUUGGCUACUCCAUUUCCCAGCAAAGACAGAAUGGCCCGGGGCAGCGUGUGAUCCGUGAGGUGAACACCACCACCCGGGCCUGUGCCCUCUGGGGCCUGGCAGAAGACAGCGACUAUACCGUGCAGGUCAGGAGUAUUGGCCUGCGGGGAGAGAGCCCACCUGGGCCACGGGUGCACUUCCGAACGCUCAAAGGUUCUGACCGGCUACCGUCAAACAGCUCAAGCCCAGGGGAUAUCACAGUGGAGGGUCUGGAUGGAGAAAGGCCACUGCAGACCGGGGAAGUGGUCAUCAUUGUAGUGGUGCUGCUCAUGUGGGCUGAAGAAGUCGCCAUCCAUCAACACCAUCGAUGUCUAAGCGGAAGAGCCAGAACCGGAAGAGCGGCACUGUCACAUCUGGGGGUGGGGAGGGGGGCAGGGAGCACCUCAGAUGAUGAGCUCACCCAGACUGAAAGAUCCCACAGUCUCCCAGAAAGCAAUGCCACCCCCAAAAUCUCAGGCCUGCUACUCAUCCUCUUUCCACUGUGAGCAGGGCCAGAAGGUAGGUCUGUUAGGCUCUGUGUCCCUGGGAACAGAAGUCCAAUGGGACAUAUCCUCCCAACCCCCAGGUCCAGGGGAGAGUCACUUGCUCCCCCAUAUCCUGUUAGUUCCCAAAGGGGGCUCCCCAUCUCACCUGUAGCAGGACUCUCAGCAUCCCCAGUUGCCCUCACAUUUUGCCUCUGGGCCUUGGAGAAGGACCCUCCCCCUCAAACACCCCAGUAUAACUAAAGUGGGUGAGUCUGGAGCCAGACACUGACUGCACUGCUCUACUCCAAUGUCUUCCACGGAGCCUCCGGUGCUCCCCAAUCUCCUGGUGGCCCCUUCAGCUGCUGGAGGGUCUCACCCCCUUGGACAUUUUUCCAAUAAAUGUUCUUGGACAAAUUGGA
Messenger RNA from Erinaceus europaeus (western European hedgehog), 1687 nucleotides. RefSeq names its product fibronectin type III domain containing 4 (gene FNDC4). NCBI's taxonomy places the organism in Eukaryota, Metazoa, Chordata, Mammalia, Eulipotyphla, Erinaceidae. The coding region runs from base 513 to 1289 and encodes 258 amino acids. The transcript has 5 exons. Gene Ontology annotation, molecular function: protein binding. The record is from RefSeq and is a predicted model, not a curated record.